Exophiala viscosa is the source of this 1161-nucleotide messenger RNA. RefSeq lists its product as uncharacterized. The transcript is spliced from 2 exons. The record is from RefSeq and is a predicted model, not a curated record. Bases 1 to 1161 code for a protein of 386 amino acids. Lineage: Eukaryota; Fungi; Ascomycota; Eurotiomycetes; Chaetothyriales; Herpotrichiellaceae. Gene Ontology annotation, molecular function: protein binding.
AUGAAGGGGAAUGGAAGGAAACAACACAUGCCCAAAUUGGAGGAUAAUUCCUCAAGUACACCGUCGAAGGGUGAAGCAACAGACGAGACCAGCAUCAUACCUCAACUUUCAGAACUCACCCUGAGUGAGAAGACAGCCAUAGAGUCCGAGCACAAUAUUAAGCGCUCCAGCCGUGAAGUCCCAGUGGAAGCGCUUGAUCAAAAACCUUCACCCGGCGACGACAACGCGCCGCCCGUCACAAGACCCCAAGAUUGCCUCUUAGAAGUCACAUCCACUCCAGAUCGUGGCCUCGCAGUCUUCACCACCCGCAAGAUCAAAGCCAGCACCCUGAUACUCGUCGAAACACCACUCAUAGCCCUCGACAAGCGCGAAGAGGAUGACCACGCAGCCAUCGAACGCGAAUUCUCCCACCUCCCACGGCCCACGCAGAAACUCUACCUCAAACUCUUCGAUGCGCAAAAGUCGCGCAUGACCCGCAUCGCCUCAAUCUAUUACAGCAACUGCUACAACUGUGACGCCUUCAAAUCCGCCGGGAAGGGUGGCUCCGCCAUUGGCUUGCUUCCCAGCAGAAUCAACCACAACUGCGUGCCCAAUGCACAAUUCUGCUACGACGAACGUACCAAUGAAAUGCGCUUCUAUGCCAUUCGCGACAUCCCACGCGGCAAGGGGGUCACGAGCAACUACGACAAGGUGGUUUUUGAGUCCCGCGCGAGACGCCAACGCAAACAUCAGAUUUACUAUGGCUUCGUGUGCCGGUGCGACGCGUGUGAGCCCAAGACCGAGUUCUGGGCCAGAUCCGACGAGCGACGACAAAACAUGUACGAGGCAUUUCGGACCGUGCAGGGUUGCGAGACUCAAUUCGUCUCGGCACAUAACACCUCAGACAGACAGAACACCCAGCAGCAUGUCAUUGACGAAGCGCUAACCUCCUUACGAAAGCUAGAAGAGCUGCUUCUCAAAGAAUCUCUGGUCGGCGUUCCCCUGGCGAACACGUACCGCAGUAUGGCGAAAUGGGCGGAACGGAAAUACGAUGUCGACCAAGUUCGUACUUGGAAGACGAAAGAGAUGCAGGCGUGUAUCACUGGCUUUGGGCAUGACGCUCCCAGAACGAAAGAAAUUGAGCAGAAGUUGGCCGACAUCGAGACUGUUCUUAGACAGUAG